This is a messenger RNA of Trichophyton rubrum CBS 118892, 2228 nucleotides long. RefSeq lists its product as uncharacterized. Bases 365 to 1732 code for a protein of 455 amino acids. NCBI's taxonomy places the organism in Eukaryota, Fungi, Ascomycota, Eurotiomycetes, Onygenales, Arthrodermataceae. The record is from RefSeq and is a predicted model, not a curated record. The transcript is spliced from 2 exons. Gene Ontology annotation, molecular function: heme binding; oxidoreductase activity.
ACCUUUGAAUAUCACGGUAAGGCAAGGUUGGCUGACGAUCCGUCUUCUGUCCUGGGGAAGCGCCGAAAUCAGUUAACGAUAUAAUUCCUGCGGCGUUUUUAUAUAAACUGAUUCAACCUCGUCGAACAGCGACUUUGAACCUGCAUUGGCUGUUUUACAUAUCCCGAGACUCAUUGUCCAGAGCAGCCUGUCUGUUUUCGUCAUCGUCACGACUGAGUCAAUUGAUUUUGUGGUGGGUCAAUUGGCUGUUUGCUCGAGAGAGAAAUACUGUCUUUUCAUCUUUUGCAUAAAGAGACGAGAGAGCGCUAUAUUUUUAACGGUGGUUAAACGGAUAUUUCGGCAACCUCUCGGCUCGAUAGAAAAAAUGUCUACACCCAAGCUGCUGUCAUCGCAAGCAAUUGCCAAACACAACACAGUCUCUGAUUGUUGGAUUGUUGUAGACAAUCAGGUCUGGGAUAUUACCGACUUCCUCCAGGAGCAUCCUGGUGGUCCAUCAAUUAUUCUCAGAUAUGCUGGACGUGAUGCCACACAGGCCUAUUCGGCAGUCCACUCCCCUAGUGUCAUCCGCAAGGGACUUUCGACUAAUAAACUAAAGGGGGUUCUUGACCAGUCGACUAUUGACGCUGAAUGGUCGAAGGGGCUUGCACAGGCAGCUAAUCGGCCUACUGGAGAGAAUGAAAAGCCGCGGUUACAUACCCUCAUCAGUGCACACGACUUUCAGCUCGUCGCCUCCAAGACGGCCCCUGCAAAGACAUGGGCGUUUUACUCAAGUGCGGCCAACGAUCUGAUCACUCGCGAUGCAAACAAGUCAUCCUUUGACCGAAUUUGGUUUCGUCCGCGAGUGAUGCGCAAUGUGCGAGAGGUCAACACAAAAUCCAGCAUUCUGGGGUGUAGCGUGAGCAUGCCGCUCUUUGUCGCACCCAGCGCAAUGGUGAAGCUGAUUCACCCUGACGGCGAAUUGGGGAUUGCACGAGCAUGUCAGUCAAGGGGUAUUAUGCAGGGGAUCUCGAAUAACGCAUCUUUUUCCCUGAAGGAAAUCAGCGACGCAGCCCCCGAUACGCAGUUUAUCUUCCAGCUGUACGUCAACCGCGAUCGGGCCAAAUCUGCUGCUCAGCUGCAUGAUUGUUCUGCCAACCCACAGGUCAAGGCCAUCUGCAUCACAGUGGACGCAGCCUGGCCCGGUAAACGAGAAGCCGAUGAGCGGGUCAAGGCAGAUGAAAACCUCAUCUUGCCUAUGGUUCCGGCGAAGGGCAAUAACGACAAGAAGGGCGGUGGUUUGGGGCGAGUGAUGGCCGGCUUUAUUGACCCGGGACUGACGUGGGAGGACGUGAAGUGGGCGCGACAGCACACGCAUCUCCCGUUGUUGCUGAAGGGUGUGCAGUCUGCAGACGACGCCGUGUUGGCCAUGGAAGCAGGUAUCGAUGGUAUCUUGCUGAGCAACCACGGUGGUAGAAACCUGGACACCAGUCCGGCCUCGAUCAUUGUCUUGCUCGAGUUGCACCGCAGAUGUCCCGAGGUAUUUGACCGAAUGGAGAUUUACAUUGACUCCGGAAUCAGACGAGGCACAGAUAUCCUCAAGGCCAUCUGUCUAGGAGCAACUGCCGUCGGGAUGGGACGAAGCUUUCUCUUUGCAUCAAACUACGGCCAGGAGGGUGCUGAGCACUUGAUUGACAGUAUGUAUUAUCUGUUCCCCUUUUCUUCUUCUUCCAUCCACCUUUUGACCAGUAGGUAAAUCUUCCGCUUCCCCGGCUAAUCAUAACUAUCCAUAGUCAUGAGAGAUGAGCUGGAGGGAGCCAUGAGAAACAUCGGCAUCACUUCGCUCGACCAAGCAGGUCCUCAGUACAUCAACACUGCUGACAUUGACCAUCUGGUGCCGGAGUCGGCUUCUCAUCCGUAUGCAAGAUCCGUUUCACGCAGCAAGCGCCCAUUGAAACUGUGAGGAUGACGUAUCACGUUUCCUUCUUUCUUCCAUUGCUAUAUAUACACUCUUACCAUGCCCUUCGUAUUCUCCCUAUCCUCUUGCGUAGUUGAGGUGGAUACGCCUUCUUUCUAUCAAAUGAUAUUUCACGGGUUUCCGUACUCCAUCUCCUCUGUACACAACAAGCAGCCGGCAGGACGAGCUACCACCAACUGCGAGACCCAGUAUAUAUAAGGACAGGUGAAAAAUAAUGGAUUAAUUGCUGCCGAGGUCGGAGGAGGAACAAACCACCCCCCCACACACCUGUCAU